Molecule: messenger RNA, 7572 nt
Organism: Carassius gibelio (silver crucian carp)
Lineage: Eukaryota; Metazoa; Chordata; Actinopteri; Cypriniformes; Cyprinidae
Product: zinc finger protein 208
Exons: 12
Coding region: 135-5210 (1691 amino acids)
Molecular function (GO): sequence-specific DNA binding
Source: RefSeq, a predicted model, not a curated record
UUUGACUUGCCGUACAUCCUCUUGUGCACGCUAUUUCUGAUUCGCAAUAGUUGUAGUAUGUUUGCGUAAAGGGAAACAGACAUUCCGAGGGCAACGGAAUCGACUGCUACAGCGGACUAUCGGUGCUAAACUCAAUGGAUACCGGCAACUGUUUGGUGGAUUCCGGCGACAAGUCGGUAGUCUUGUUUUUGGACGGGGUAGCACUCCAUGACAAAGUGCCCCACAAAAGAAAAUCCUAUUCUGCAGAAUACAAACUGCAGGCAGUAAAAUAUGCAGCCGAAAACGGUAAUCGAGCAGCAGGAAGAAAGUUCGGAGUGAGUGAGAAACUUGUGAGGGACUGGCGUAAAAUGGAGGUUACUCUAACUCUAAUGAAGAAAACAAAGAAAGCUAAUCGCGGGCUGAAAGCAAGAUGGCCAGAGCUGGAGAAACGAGUGUACAGAUGGGUUCUGGAGCAGCGCGCUGCCGGGAGACGCUUGUCAGCAGUGCAGUUACGGCUCCACGCUCUGAUAGUGGCCAAGGAGAUGAACAUACAGGAUUUUGCUGGAGGACCUUCGUGGUGUUCCCGCUUCAUGCAACGCAACCGUCUCUCUAUGGGAACACAAACAAAGUGGUGUCAGAAACGCCCUCUCGCGGCUGUAGACGAUACACGUGAGAUGCAGAUGUCGUUUAUUAAAGAGGAGAGUGAAGACAUCAGGAUUGCAGAUGUGUUCAACAACAAACAUGAAGAUACUGAGGAACAAACAGAAAUUCAGCUGGAAUAUUCCCAUCCGUUUACAAGUGAAGACGAGCAUCAAAGCUUCAUUGAUAUAUGUGUAGAGGAGAUGGGAGAUCCAGAACCCUGCAGAAUCAAACACACUGAACACACUGAAGAACUAACAGAUACACGUGACAUAAAGAUGUCGUUUAUUAAAGAGGAGAGUGAAGACAUCAGGAUUGCAGAAGCGUUCAACAUCAAACAUGAAGAUUCUGAGGAACAAAAAGAAAUUCAGCUGGAAUAUUCCCAUCCGUUUACAAGUGAAGACGAGCACCAAAGCUUCAGGAAUAAAUCUGUAAAGACUGAGUUUAUUAAAGAGGAAAGAGAGGAGAUGGGAGAUCCAGAACCCUGCAGAAUCAAACACACUGAAGAUACUGAAGAACUAACAGACCUGAAGGUGCUGAAAGAGGAGGGUCAAGAACUGAAUCAAAAUGAAGAGAAGUACCUGAAUGAGGAAAAUCCAGACUUCAAAACGGAAGAAAAAUAUCUUAGCUGCUCACAGACUGAAGAGGUUUCCACACGAAUAAGAGCUCAGAAGACAGGAACUAGAGAUUUGACUGAAGAAAAUGAGGACAAUGAAGAAUUGAGAGAAGCUGAGGAGAAAAAUCACUUCAAAACUGGAGAAAACCCUUCGCGUUGCUGUCAAAGAAAACAAAUAUUAUUAAAGAAAACAAGAGCCAAUAAAUCUUUUACCUGCACUCAGUGUGGAAAGAGCUGCAAAUAUAAACAUAUUCUUGAUGUUCACAUGAGAGUUCAUACUGGAGAAAAACCGUUCACUUGUGAUCAUUGUUGGAAGAGUUUCACACAAUCAGCUAGUCUUAAGUUACACAUGAACAUCCACACUAGAGAGAAGCUGUACACAUGUGAUCAAUGCGGGAAAACAUUUUUGAGAGCUUCAGUCCUGAAACAGCACCUAAAAGUUCAUACAAAGGAGAAACCACACUCAUGUCAUUUGUGUGGAAAGAGAUUUUCACAUCUACAACAUUUAAAAAAACAUCAGAAAAUACAUUCUGGUGUGAGAGAGCAUGUGUGCUUUGAGUGUGAGAAGACCUUUACUUCAGCGAGCAGUUUAAAACUGCAUGAGAGGAUUCACACUGGAGAGAAACCUUACAAGUGUUCACACUGUGACAAGAGAUUCAGUGUGUCAGCAACUCUAAAAAUACAUGAGAGGAUCCACACUGGAGAGAAACCGUAUACAUGUGAUCAGUGCGAGAAGAGUUUCAGAAUAAAAGGAAAUCUUUUGGUGCAUAUGAAAGUUCAUACUGGAGAGAAGCUGUUCACUUGUGGUCAGUGUAAAAAGAGUUUUGGACGAUCAGCAAACCUUAAGAGGCACUUGAGCAUCCACACUAGAGAGAAACUGUACGCAUGUGAUCAAUACGAUAAAUUUUUCUUGAGAGCUUCAGUCCUGAAAAAAUACUUGAGAGUUCAUUCAAAAGAGAAGCCACAUUCAUGUAAUUUGUGUGGGAGAAGGGUUUCAAGUCUACAAAGUUUGAAAGAACAUCAGAAAACACAUACUGGUGUGAGAGACUACAUGUGCUUCGAGUGUGAGAAGACUUUUACGUCACCAAACUGUUUGAAACAGCACCAAAGGAUUCACACUGGAGAAAAACCUUACAAGUGUUCACACUGUGGCAAGAGAUUCAGUCAGUCAUCACAUCUGAAAACACAUGAGAGGAUUCACACUGGAGAGAAACCGUAUCAUUGCACUGCAUGUGGGAAGUGUUUCAAUCAAUCUUCUGCCCUAAACAGACAUACAAAAAAUAAUCACAAAAUUCAGCUGGAAAAUUCCCAUCAGUUUACAAGUGAAGACGAGCAUCAAAGCUUCAGGAAUAAAUCUGUAAAGUUUGAGUUAAUUAAAGAGGACCGAGAGGAGAUGGGAGAUCCAGAACCCUGCAGAAUUAAACACACUGAAGAUACUGAAGAACUAACAGUGUUGAUUGAAGAACAUGAGGACAAUGAAGAAUUGAUUGAAGUUGAGGAGAAAAAUCACUUCAAAUCUGGAGAAAACCCUUCGAGUAGCUGUGAAAGCAAACAGAUAAUAUUAAAGAAAACAAGAGCCAAUAAAUCUUUCACCUGCACUCAGUGUGGAAAGAGCUGCAAAUAUAAACAUAUUCUUGAUGUUCACAUGAGAGUUCAUACUGGAGAAAAACCGUUCACUUGUGAUCAUUGCUGGAAGAGUUUCACACAAUCAGCUAGUCUUAAGUUACACAUGAACAUCCACACUAGAGAGAAGCUGUACACAUGUGAUCAAUGCGGGAAAACAUUUUUGAGAGCUUCAGUCCUGAAACAGCACCUAAAAGUUCAUACAAAGGAGAAACCACACUCAUGUCAUUUGUGUGGAAAGAGAUUUUCACAUCUACAACAUUUAAAAAAACAUCAGAAAAUACAUUCUGGUGUGAGAGAGCAUGUGUGCUUUGAGUGUGAGAAGACCUUUACUUCAGCGAGCAGUUUAAAACUGCAUGAGAGGAUUCACACUGGAGAGAAACCUUACAAGUGUUCACACUGUGACAAGAGAUUCAGUGUGUCAGCAACUCUAAAAAUACAUGAGAGGAUCCACACUGGAGAGAAACCGUAUACAUGUGAUCAGUGCGAGAAGAGUUUCAGAAUAAAAGGAAAUCUUUUGGUGCAUAUGAAAGUUCAUACUGGAGAGAAGCUGUUCACUUGUGGUCAGUGUAAAAAGAGUUUUGGACGAUCAGCAAACCUUAAGAGGCACAUGAACAUCCACACUAGAGAGAAAUUGUACACAUGUGAUCAAUGUGGGAAAACAUUUUUGAGUACUUCAGACCUGAAAACACACCUGAGAGUUCAUACAAAGGAGAAACCACAUUCAUGUAUUUUGUGUGGAAAGAGUUUUUCACGUCUGCAAAGUUUGAAAAUACAUCAGAAAACACAUACUGGUCUGCGAGAUUAUGUGUGCUUCGAGUGUGAGAAGACUUUUACUUCAGCGACCUGUUUAAAACAUCACCAGAGGAUUCACACUGGAGAAAAACCUUACAAGUGUUCACACUGUGACAAGAGAUUCAGUCAGUCAUCACAUCUGAAAACACACGAGAGGAUUCACACUGGAGAGAAACCGUAUCAAUGCACUGCAUGUGGGAAGCAUUUCAGUCAAUCUUCUGCCCUGAACAGACAUAUAAAAAACAAUCACAUUAAAAAGAUGUCGUUUAUUAAAGAGGAGAGUGAAGACAUUAGGAUUACAGAAGUGUUCAGCAUCAAACAUGAAGAUACUGAGGAACAAACAGACCUGAAGGUGCUAAAAGACGAGGGUCAAGAACUGAAUCAAAAUGAAGAGAACUACCUGCUUGAGAAAAGUUGUGAUUUCAUAAUUGAAGAAAAAUAUCUUAGCUGCUCACAGACUGAAGAGGUUUCCACACGAAUAAGAGCUCAGAAGACAGGAACUAGAGUUUUCUGCUGCAAACACUGUGGAAAAAGUUUUAGCCAAUAUGAAACCCUUAAAAGACACAUGAAAAUUCACACUGAAGAGAAACCUUUUAUCUGCAAACAGUGUGGAAAGAUUUUUACUCUUAAAGGAAACCUUAAAAAGCACAUACGAAUUCACACUGGAGAGAAGCCUUUCGCCUGCAAACAGUGUAAGAAGACCUUCACUGAAAAAAGAACCCUUGAGCGCCACAUGAGAAUUCAUACUGGAGAGAAGAGUUUCACCUGCCAACAGUGUGGAACAAGUUUCACUGAAAAAGGAAACCUUGUGCGUCACAUGAGGAUUCACACUGGAGAUAAGCCUUUCACUUGCCAAAAGUGUGGGAAGAGUUUCACUGAAAAAGAAAACCUUGAGCGCCACAUAAGAAUUCACACCAGAGAGAAGCCUUUCACUUGCCAAAAGUGUGGGAAGAGUUUCACACAAAAAGGAAAUCUUGAAAGUCACAUGAGAAUGCAUACUGGAGAGAAGCCAUAUACAUGCACUCAGUGUGGAAAGAGCUUCACUGCAAAAAGAAACCUAAAACUACACAUGAGCAUUCACACUGGAGAGAAGCCUUUCACCUGCCAACAGUGUGGGAAGAGUUUCACACAAAAACAGCAUCUUAAAGUCCACAUGAGAAAUCAUACGGGAGAGAAAGCUUUUACUUGCCAACAGUGUGGAAAAAGCUUCGCUGAAAAUGCAUACCUUAAAGUCCACAUGAUAGUUCACUCUGGAGAGAAGCCAUUCACAUGCCAACAGUGUGAAAAGAGCUUCUCUCAAAGAGGACAUCUUAAAAUCCACAUUAGAAGUCACACUGGAGAGAAGCCUUUCACCUGUCAUCAGUGUGGAAAGAGCUCCACAACAGCAGUGAACCUCAAAUAUCACAUGAGAAUUCACACCGGAGAGAAGUUGUUCAGUUGUGAUCAGUGUGGAAAGAGUUUCAAACUAAAAAAAUCCCUUAACUGUCACUUGAGUUCACCCAAGAAGUGUGGAAAAAGUGUCAAUCUAAACCAGGGGUCAGAAACCUUUAUUUCAUGAAGUGCCAUUUUGUUGUGUUUCCUAGUGAAUCCCUGUGCCACAUCACAGUCAUUUUGAUGUGUGGAAUGUGGACAGGGACUCUUGUCUGCAUUGAUAGCCUAGGGCAGGGUUCUCCAAACUCAGCCCUGGAGGGCCACUUUCCUUCAGAGUUUAGCUCCAAAACCAAUUAGACACACCUGACCUGCUAAACAAGGUCCAACUAGGCAUACUAGAAACUUUCAGCCAGGAGUUUUGGAUCUUCUUGGAACUAAACUCUGCAGGACAGUGGCCCUCCAGAACUGAGUUUGGAGAACCCUGGCCUAGUGCAACUGUCCCACCUAUGACCGGUUCAAAUCCUGACUCGCAGUUCCUCAAAAUGUAGUUCUGUAUGCAGGUGGGAGGUACUUUAAAAGAAUGAAAUACAUACACCUCUCUCUUAUUAUUGUAUAAGUGUGCACACUGCACAAAUGAUUACGAGAUCAAGGCAUUUAUCUUUUUGUGUUUAUAUCUAAGUAUGUUUCCAUAUCACAUAAAAGUAAAUAAAAUAUCAGUAUCAUAUUAUAUUCAUAAAAAAAUGAAAACAAUUAGAGAUUCGAGUUGUUUUAUUUUAAGUUUUAAUGCAUUCUUAUGACAUACCCGGUCUGUGGAUGAUGCAGUAAACAUGGGACUGUAUUUCAUCCUGCAACAUCUGGACAAAACAGGGACUUAUGUGAGGAUCCUGUUUGUGGACUUUAGUUUGGCUUUCAACACCAUCAUCCCAAAAGCCCUCCAGACCAAAUUUCAUGUCAAACAGCCGCUCCACCAACACUGGUGCCCCACAGGGAUGUGUUCUCUCCCCUCUGCUCUUCUCGCUGUACACCAAUGAUUGCACCUCUAAAGACCCCUCUGUCAAGCUCCUAAAGUUUGCAGAUGGCACUACAGUCAUCGGCCUCAUCCAGAGCAUGAUGAGUCUGCUUACAGACAAGAGGUUGAGCAGCUGGCUGUCUGGUGCAGUCUCAACAACCUGGAGCUGAACACGCUCAAAACACUGGAGAUGAUCGUGGACUUCAGGAGAAACCCCCCUGCACUCCCCCCACUCACCAUCAUGAACAGCCCUGUGACUGCAGUGGAGUCAUUCAGAUUCCGGGGAACCACCAUCUCUCAGGAAGUUAAUUCUCAGCACAUAGAGACUCUUUCACCUAGAUAUCACACUAUAGAGACUGUGUCUGUUCCCUAAACUAGAAAAUACAAAAAUUACAAAAAAUUUAAUUGAGGUUCAACAAAUAAAAAAUAGAUGCAAUACGGAUAAACAAAUUAUAAAUCUCGGCUUAUUGAAUAUCAGGUCCCUUUCUACAAAAUACAUUUUUGUAAAUGAAAUGAUAACUGAUCAUAAUCAAGAUGGGCUCUCUUUGACAGAAACCUGGCUUAAACCUGAUGAUUACAUUAUUUUAAAUGAGUCCACCCCCCAAGAUUACUGUUAUAAACAUGAGCCGCGUCUAAAAGGCAAAGGUGGAAGUGUUGCUUCAAUUUAUAACAACGUUUCAGUAUUUCUCAGAGGGCAGGCUUCAAGUAUAACUCGUUUGAAGUAAGGUGUUAAUGAUAAAUCCCCUGUUAUGUUUGUACUGGCUACUGUAUACAGGCCACCAAGGCACCAUACAGACUUUAUUAAAGAGUUUGGUGAUUUUACAUCCGAGUUUUAAUUGUUUGUGAUUUUAAUAUCCAUUUUGAUAAUGAAAGAGAUGCAUUGAGAUCAGCAUUUAUACACAUUCUGAACUCUAUUGGGGUUAGACAACACAUCUCAGGACCUACUCAUUGACGAAAUCAUACUCUAGAUUUAAUACUGUAGAUUUUACGCUCAAGGAAGACUUAGUAAAACAGUCAUAACACCAUUGUUUAAUGAGCAUACUCGCACCCUAAAGAGAGCAGCCCGAAAAAUGGAGCGCAGCUGGAGGAAAACAAAACUAGAGGUAUUUCAUAUUGCUUGGCAGGAAAGUAACCUAUCCUACAGAAAAGCAUUAAAAACUGCUAGAUCCGAUUACUUUUCAUCUUUUUUUUAGAAGAAAACAAACAUAACCCCAGGUAUUUAUUCAAUACAGUGGCUAAAUCAAUAAAAAAUAAAGCAUCAAUAAGUGUUUACAACAAGUGUCUAUUUUACUACUAAUAUUGAUACUAUUAGAGAUAAACCAUUCAGCCGUCAGCUACAGUAUCACAUCAGACAGUGCACUAUAGACCCCUGAGGAACAGUUCCACUCAUUCUCUACCAUAGGAGAUGAAAAAUUGUAUAAACUGCCUUUAACUAUCAUUUUCCAUUAUUGAGACACUGUUUUCCAAAUGAAUGUUGUUCAGUGAUUUGACACAAUGUAUUUUGUUUAAAGCGCUAUAUAAAUAAAGGUGAUUGAUUGAU